AAAACCUCAUUUGCUGUGGGGGGAGGUUUUAUUUGACGCCAUUUAGCUUCCUCUUUAUCUGGGCGCAGCAACAACGUGAGUUCAUUCGGAACUGUUAAAAGGGAGAAAAAUGCAGGACCCAAACGCGGAUACGGAGUGGAAUGACAUCCUGCGAAGGAAAGGCAUCCUGCCGCCCAAAGAGAAACCAGACGACGAGGAGGAGGAGGAGCAGCAGGUUAUACAGCAGUCCGUAGUGAAGACGUAUGAGGAAAUGACGCUGGAUGAGCUGCAUGAGAAUGAGGACGAGUUCAGUGAGGAGGAUGAGCGGGCCAUGGAGAUGUACAGGCAGAAAAGACUAGCCGAGUGGAAGGCUAAUCAGAUGAAAAAUGUUUUUGGAGAGGUAAAGGAAAUAUCUGGACAGGAUUAUAUAGAAGAAGUGAACAAAGCUGGCCAAGGAAUUUGGGUUGUGUUACAUCUGUACAAACAGGGCAUCCCUCUCUGCUCUCUGAUAAAUCAGCACCUCACUGUACUAGCAAGAAAAUUCCCACAGACGAAAUUCCUCAAGUCAAUCUCGACAACCUGCAUACCAAACUACCCUGACAGGAAUCUGCCGACUAUAUUUGUGUACUUGGAAGGUGAAAUGAAAGCACAGUUUAUUGGGCCACUGCUCUUUGGUGGCAUGAAUUUAAAAGUAGAAGAGCUGGAGUGGAUGCUCGCGGAGCCCGGGGCCGUCAAGACGGAUUUGGAAGAAAAUCCUCGAAAACAAAUCGAGGACAAGUUGAUGUCGUCGAUCAGAUGCUCUCUCCCCACACAAAAGGACGGCGACUCGGACGAUGAUUGAAACGUCUUACAAUGUUACGGGCCCCGAUCUGUGUUUUACUCCUGAUUGAGUGAUGAAAUGUAGUGCAUUAUUUCCUUGUCUGUCUGGUGUGGCAGUGGCCUGUGGCAGUGGCCUGUGUCACAGGGAUGUCUCUCUCUACACUGGCUUAUUUGUCCACAGAGAGGCUGUUCCCACUGUCCUCUCCGAGAUGAAAUCGCCUCUUGCUUGGAGGACUGAAGAGCUGUGAGAACUGAUAGACAUGUGCCACCCCAAACCUACGAAAAUUGCUACUAAAACUAUUUGGAAAAUUCUGCUUUUUUUAAACCUAUUUGUAGGCAAUUAAUUUUAAAAUAGAGGAGGGAGGUAGACAGUGUGUGUUCUAUUUAACCAAAUAUAGUAUCGUCUCACUCACUGGUAUGUUUUUUUUUUUUUUUUGAGAAGGUAUUAAACUGCAAUUGUAACUCCAUAUAAAACAGCAAAUUGUAGCAAUUUCUUAUGAAUUAAGUCAACGUUUUUGAAACCUAAGGGUGACGAAUUAUAAAUACAAACUGCUGUAGUGUCACUAAGAAAAAAAAUAUACAACUGCAAGACCUUUUAAAGGUAAAAGCAGAAGUUACGUUUUAAAAGUGAACCCAUUUGUUUUACCGGUGUGCAACAUAUAUACUGGAAUGGAUUGAAAGUGACAUUUGUGUUACAAAGAAAAAAUGCAGUGUAAUAGUAAAGCAAUCAAUAUGUGCAAUUUAACAAAACAGUUUGCAGAAACAUCCAGGCACUAUCAUGAGGGGACAGUGAUCACACGCAUGAUGCCAUUAACUCAUCCAAAUUGGUAAAGACAUUUGCACAGUGGUGCUGACGGAAGCCACAUUAAGUACAAAAUUGCACCGUGCACAAUUGUUUAAUCCAGGCUUUUCUUUUUCAUGCUGUAGGUUUGUUUAAAUUUAUUUAUAUUUACCCUUCUUAUUAUAGAAGAAUGAGCAACAGAAAUAAUUGAUUUCCCUUUCUACAAAAUGUUUUGCCAAAUACAUUACCUUCAUCCCUGGGUAGAUCCUUGUUGUUCCAGAGUUUUUCCACUUGACCGUAGAGCAGUCUGCUGGCAGUCACUUCAGAUUAAGCUGGCAUAGGUAUGUAUACUGUAGCUGUUGUCAUUUAAUGAUUAGAAAACCUGGUAAUACUUUGUCAUCAUGUAGCAUCACAAACAUUGCAGAAAGGCUUUUAAUGUUUAAGAGCAAUGGUGCCGUAGACCUGUAAGCUUCAUUUUACUUUUCAUGGAAGGAAACAGUACCAUUUUCAUUCUUUUAUUUUUUUCAACACGUAUCACAGUUGGCAUUGUAAAUCGAUAGAAAUUAAACGUUUUUUUAAAAAGGAA
Molecule: messenger RNA, 2165 nt
Organism: Lepisosteus oculatus (spotted gar)
Lineage: Eukaryota; Metazoa; Chordata; Actinopteri; Semionotiformes; Lepisosteidae
Gene: pdcl3
Product: phosducin-like 3
Biological process (GO): positive regulation of gene expression; angiogenesis; protein folding
Cellular component (GO): cytoplasm
Molecular function (GO): vascular endothelial growth factor receptor 2 binding; protein folding chaperone
Source: RefSeq, a predicted model, not a curated record